AUGCACCCUAUAACACUACCCCCAUACACCUACACCCGCCAUUAUAACCAGAAAACUACCCAGACGAGUGAUCAAACUCAGACGCCCCCGCUCACUGCUACUUUCUAUCGCCACUGCCCCGCGUCCCAAUGCGGCCACGUCGGGUGUUGCGGCUGGAUAGAGCCUCUUUACCCGCAGUCUCAAAGCAGCCCACACACCUAUACUGCCGCACCUCAUCUCAACAUCACCACAACUAUCACCAAGAAACAAAUACUGCCGUCCACAAAUGGCACUCACCCUCCCACCCACGACCAUCUUCUGCGCCGCCCGCCUCCCGCUCCCGCCUCUCCUCCCCACGCUCCAAAAGGCCGUCUCCCUCCUCCUCCUCACCGCCAGCGAAGCAGCACUCUCAUCACCACCCCCACCACCACCAACAGACUUCACCACGCUCGCCCCCCUCUCCACCCUCCCCAUCACCAUAACCCUCCACACCCCCCCACCCCCACCACCACAAUAUCAACAACAAUAACCAUCCACCGCCUCCUCACCUCCCAAAACUCCAACCUCAUCCUCCUCGCCACCCUCCCCUCCCCCUUCGCCCCCACACCCCUCAUCGCAAAACUCCGCCUCACCACCGCCGCCCCCACCCUCGCCGCCCACGCCCACGAGCUCUCCAUACUCCGCCUCCUCACCCCGCACCCCCUCUUCCCAUCCCUCGUCGCCCACGGCACAGCAGGCACACAACACGUGCCACUGCUACUAAUGGAGUAUCUCCCGCACCCCAGCCUCGCAGAGCUCCUCUGGGACCCUAACAGCGCGCUGUGGCGCGGCGAGUGGGGCGUGGGCGAUAAGCGUGCGCUGCAGCGGGACGGGGUGUUAUGGGGUGGGGUUGUGGCGGUGGUGGAGGCGUUGCGGGGGAGGGGGCUGCGGCAGGGUGAUUUGAGGGGUGCGAAUGUGGUGUAUGAUGUGGGCGGGGGGAGGGUGUGGGGGGUGGAUUUGGAGGGGGUUGUGAGGGUGGAGGUGGAGAGGGGGGAGAGUGUGGAUGUGCGGGUGGUUGUGGAGGAGUUUUGGAGGUUUGAGCUUUGUGCGCCGGGGGGGAGGGUUUGGUAG
Morchella importuna is the source of this 1089-nucleotide messenger RNA. RefSeq lists its product as uncharacterized. The transcript has 2 exons. The coding region runs from base 1 to 1089 and encodes 362 amino acids. The record is from RefSeq and is a predicted model, not a curated record. Lineage: Eukaryota; Fungi; Ascomycota; Pezizomycetes; Pezizales; Morchellaceae.